ACUUGGAGGUGUAACGUGAGGCUGAAAGCUCAGAUGCGUGUCUCCCGCUCAGUGCGUAUACGUUUGCAGCCCUGUAGCCAGCAGCCGCAGCCAGCAGUUUUGAGUUGUAAACGGAUCUUUUACCAAAAAAUGCAAGGGAAUGUGGAGGAAUUUAAGAACUUCCACACCAUGCUUGUGAAACUGGCUUCACAGGUCUCCACUGAGAUUGCAGACAUUGUUAAUGCUCUGCUUGCAGACCUGCUGGAUGCCAAGAUUGAACCCGAGGAGUUUGCCAGCCGAAUGCACACUGGCCUCAUGACACCCCUUCAUCCUCGACAUGUGCUGAUUAUCAAGGAAUUCCUCUCAGCCCUCAAAUUGUCUCCUGCCACUGUGGCUAGGCCAGAUGGUGGCAGACGGUACUCUGACAGUGUCAGCAGCUCAGGUGCACCGCCUGCUGGAACACCUGGACACGCGGCUGCCAUGAAAAUGCGGGAAAAUGUGAAGAAAUGUAAGAAUAUUCUGCGCAUGCUCAUGAAAGAGACGUCUCACGUCCCUCCUUCUUCUGAGCUUGCAGACAUUAACAAUGUUAGAGCUCUGAUUCAAGACCUGCUGGAUGCCAAGACUGAACCUGAGGAGUUUGCCUGCAAACUGGACGUUGACCUCAAGAUGCCUGACCUGGUGCCUUUUCUCAAGGAAAACCUACCAUCCCUCAGAUUGUUUCUGCUGAUCACUCAGCAGAAACUGUUCAUGCCCCUGCAGCAGGAAGUCAAAACAGAAGGUGGCAGGACCCCUCCUGCUACCGUGGCUAGGCCAGAUGUUGGCAGACGGUACUCUGACAGUGUCAGCAGCACAGGUGCACUACCUGCUGGAACACCUGGACACGUGAAUGCCGUGGUGGUGAAGACUGAAGUGACUGACGGGGACCAAGACCAGAUGGCUUCUCAGUCCAUCAUACAGCAAGGAACAAUUCCAGUGAGCCUGCCUGCUCAAAUCUCCACAGAUCAGAUGGACAAGAUGAAUGACCCUGAAGAAGGCUCUUUCAGUGACAAACACUGCCGCAUUGUGCACUGUUUGAUUUGUCACGAGCCGCAGGACAUGCUGCUUGCACACUUGGGCAGUGUGUGCAUGAGAAACAGCACACCUGAGGAGAGAAUUGAGGAACUGCAAAAGGCCACAGAGUCCAUGAAGAAAUGGGUCCGCCAAGGAAGGUCCUGGAAUUAUGACGAAAUGUGUAAACGCUUCCCCGAUAAGUCCUGCAGACAUGCACUUGUUUCAGAUCUUUUGAAAAUGGGCUUUUUUGUGCAAAACGCCCCUCAUCCCGCUGACAUGGUAGUGGAUUUAGCUGUAGAGCUCCAACCCUCCUGCAGCUUUGCCACAAUAGCCACCAGUGACAGAAGAGGUGCCAGUAGCAGUGCCAAGGAGAAUCCCAGUUAUGGGGAGAGUGAUUCUAAAGGUGGCCCGUCCUGGCAAAAUUUGGACGAAUCAAUUCAAGGGAGGAGUAAGGCACUAAAGAGGGCCAGAGAUGUCAGUGAUGAAGAUGCCACUAAGUAUGGCAAACGUGAAGAGCACCACUUGUCAGUAGCUUACAGAAGUCAUUCAAGUGGGACUCAGUUAACAAAGCAGAUCAACAAUGGGUACACCGCCAAUUACCCCCGUCCAGAGGACGUUGUCGACAAGCGAAAGCCACCACAGAGGAGUGACACACAAAAUGCCCCAGACAUCAAAACCGAGAAUAUCCAACAGCAACUCUCUGGUCCUGCCAUGAGAUACUUUAGGGAUCCAUGAGGACAAGGGGUUGUUGCCACCAGGGGUUUUCCCAUAGCUCCAUUAGCUGGGAUGCCCAUGGAACGAUCACCAAGAUGGGAGAGCAGAUGCUGGACCAAACGGGAUGAGCUGUUUUUUUUCCAACCAAAAUAGCAAUGAUCAAAACUGUAUUUCUUUCCUUGUAGCUCUUUUUUUUAGACAUCCGGGGUUUUCGAGGUGGGGUGGGGUGGAGGUGGGGGUCUUCUCGUAGUGCUGCUGCAGCUUGUACUAAUAAUGGCUUUAGUCCUCUUUUUCUGCCCUGACUCAGCACCGUUCGUGAGUGGGGGACAGGAUUUACCGUAAUAACACCAACUGGACUUUAAAGCACAACUUUUCUUCUUUUAAAACCUGUUUGAAUUUUUCUGAUGGCACAAAACUUUGCUUAGGUACGGUAAUUCAAAGCCAGCAUGUAAACCGUGUCAGAGUUUGGUGUUCUAGUGGUGUAGUAUUGGCGUAGUCAUCUUAGGAUAACAAAGCUGGGAAAACACUUCAUGCAUGUUUUGUUAAUAAAUAGAUUUGAAAGCAAA
Messenger RNA from Nothobranchius furzeri (turquoise killifish), 2309 nucleotides. RefSeq lists its product as uncharacterized. Gene Ontology annotation, biological process: transcription initiation at RNA polymerase II promoter; DNA-templated transcription. Gene Ontology annotation, molecular function: DNA binding; RNA polymerase II general transcription initiation factor activity. NCBI's taxonomy places the organism in Eukaryota, Metazoa, Chordata, Actinopteri, Cyprinodontiformes, Nothobranchiidae. The record is from RefSeq and is a predicted model, not a curated record. Gene Ontology annotation, cellular component: transcription factor TFIID complex.